AUGAAACGAGCUCUUCUAUCUGUAGUUCGACAACGAGCACUUGCUCUUAGUUCUGAAUCAGCAAAAUAUCUUGGAUGCAGUCAUGUUUUUGCUUUAUCAACAUCUCGACCAAUGUCGACAACAUUAACGCGUUAUGCUGCCCAAACAGCACAAAGAACACCAAAAGUAUCUAUUCCAUCGAACAUAAUAUUUGGUUUUUCAUAA
Messenger RNA from Rotaria sordida, 204 nucleotides. The record is from the annotation of a GenBank genome assembly. Lineage: Eukaryota; Metazoa; Rotifera; Eurotatoria; Philodinida; Philodinidae.